CGGUGUCGCAUAGUCUAAAUCAAUUUAUCAAGUUUUUAUUCGUCCCUGUGUCCAAACACCCAGAAACUCUCCCAGAAAACCCUACUCCUAUAUAAACAAUGAUCUAUUUCGGCGUCAGUCGAGGAUCACAGACAGAUCGACCAUGUCGAAGCGAGGAAGGGGAGGAUCGGCUGGGAACAAGUUCAGGAUGUCGCUGGGUCUCCCAGUGGCAGCUACUGUGAACUGCGCUGACAACACGGGAGCCAAGAAUCUCUACAUAAUUUCAGUCAAAGGAAUCAAAGGACGCCUCAACAGAUUGCCGUCUGCUUGCGUCGGCGAUAUGGUCAUGGCCACCGUCAAGAAAGGAAAACCCGAUCUCAGGAAGAAAGUUAUGCCAGCUGUCAUCGUCCGCCAACGCAAGCCCUGGCGUCGAAAGGACGGCGUCUACAUGUACUUUGAAGAUAAUGCUGGUGUGAUUGUGAACCCUAAGGGAGAAAUGAAAGGGUCUGCUAUAACUGGGCCAAUUGGAAAGGAGUGUGCUGAUUUGUGGCCAAGAAUUGCAAGUGCUGCCAAUGCUAUUGUCUGAGUCUGAUUUUCUUUCAACUCAUUUCCUUUUUGUGUUCUUAGUUUGAUUUUUGUUGGGAUUCUUGUUUUCUGUAAUAGAAUUUGAAACCAGUACUUGUUGGGGAGAUUACAAUCAACAUAACCUGUAUGCCUGGAUUGAAUGAUAAUGUUUUCAUUAUAUAUUGUUCAAA
Mangifera indica (mango) is the source of this 734-nucleotide messenger RNA. RefSeq names its product 60S ribosomal protein L23. The transcript has 4 exons. Gene Ontology annotation, biological process: translation. The record is from RefSeq and is a predicted model, not a curated record. Bases 143 to 565 code for a protein of 140 amino acids. Gene Ontology annotation, cellular component: ribosome; cytosolic large ribosomal subunit. Gene Ontology annotation, molecular function: large ribosomal subunit rRNA binding; structural constituent of ribosome. NCBI's taxonomy places the organism in Eukaryota, Viridiplantae, Streptophyta, Magnoliopsida, Sapindales, Anacardiaceae.